This is a messenger RNA of Salvia hispanica, 1477 nucleotides long. Its product is annotated as GRAS family transcription factor. The record is from RefSeq and is a predicted model, not a curated record. NCBI's taxonomy places the organism in Eukaryota, Viridiplantae, Streptophyta, Magnoliopsida, Lamiales, Lamiaceae.
GGAGAUCAACAAUGAGCGGCGGGUAUUCGAAUCCCACAACCACCAUGAGCAGACUGCCACCUAUCGGGCACAAGUGUAAGGCUUUGUCAACUUCUCAUCUUCACCCUUUUAACUCAAUAGCCCUCCCUAUUUGAUUCCAUUCCUCUUUUCCAUCAUGCUCCACCCCUCCACCUCCGACCCCAUGUCCUCCUCCUCCGGCUCCUCCCCCAACGACUCCUCCUCCGGCCUCCACCUCCUCGGCCUCCUCCUCCAAUGCGCCGAAUGCGUCGCCGUGGACAACCUCCACGACGCCGCCCAGCUCCUCCCCGAGAUCUCCCACCUCUCCUCCCCCUUCGGCUCCUCCUCCCAGCGCGUCGCCGCCUACUUCUCCCACGCCCUCUCCUCCCGCAUCAUCUCCUCCUUCCUCGGCACCUACUCCCCCCUCCACCCCCCCUCCCAUUCCCUCCUCUCCGCCCUCCAAAUCUUCAACUCCAUCACCCCUCUCAUCAAAUUCUCCCACUUCACCGCCAACCAGGCCAUCCAGCUGGCCGUCGACGGCGCGGACCACGUCCACGUCAUCGACCUCGACAUAAUGCAGGGCCUCCAAUGGCCCGCCCUCUUCCACAUCCUCGCCUCCAACCCCCACAAAAUCAAAUCCUUCCGAAUCACAGGGCUCGGCCCCUCGGCCGAGCUCCUGUCCUCCACAGGGCGGCGCCUGGCCGAAUUCGCCGCCGCCCUGGACAUCCCCUUCCAGUUCAAUCCACUGGAAGGGAAAAUAGGGGACAUAAAAGAUUUGUCCCAAUUGGGGAUCAAAUCGGGCGAGACGGUAGUGGUGCACUGGAUGCACCACUGCCUGUAUGACGUCACUGGCAGUGACGUCACAACCAUCCGGCUCCUGGCGAUGAUCAGGCCCAGACUGAUCACCGUCGUGGAGCAGGACCUCGGCCACGGGGGCGGCUUCCUGGGGAGGUUCGUCGAGGCGCUCCACUACUACUCCGCCCUGUUCGACGCGCUGGGCGACGGACUGGAGGCGGAGAGCCUGGAGCGCCACACGGCCGAGCAGCGGCUGCUCGGCUGUGAGAUUAGGAACAUUGUGGCCGUCGGGGGGCCGAAGAGGACCGGGGAGGUGAAGGUGGAGCGGUGGGGGGACGAGCUCGUGCGGGUAGGGUUUCGGCCGGUCUCCCUGGCAGGGAACCCGGCCACCCAGGCGAACCUCCUCCUCGGGAUGUUCCCGUGGCAGGGGUACACCAUGAUGGAGGACAACGGGUGCUUGAAGCUCGGGUGGAAGGAUUUGUCGCUGCUGACAGCGUCCGCGUGGCAGCCGUCCGAUUAGCUCGAUCGGACGGCUGUGAUCGGGGUUUGGAUGUGAAUUAGGUUGGUUUUAUUUUAUUUUUUUAUAGUAUUAAUUAUACAUAUUUGUUCAUUUUGUGAUCAUAAAAUGGAGUACUAUUCUUUCAUGAUGAAAUAAAGAGGAUUAACAUAUAAUCAUUUAGUUUCA